GAGUGGGCGCAGUCAUGGCUGAGGUAGCGAGCUCGGGGGAGCCGGUGGAAAGUGGCUCUCCGCCGCCGCUAGCUCCCGUCGUUGCCCUCGCCCGGCGGGGAGCGCUCCGCCAGAAAAACGUCCACCAGGUGAAGGAGCACAAGUUUAUCGCCCGGUUCUUCAGGCAGCCGACCUUCUGUAGUCACUGCACCGACUUCAUCUGGGGUCUAGGUAAACAAGGAUUCCAGUGUCAAGUCUGUUCCUUUGUCGUGCACAAGCGAUGCCAUGAAUUUGUGACCUUCGCCUGCCCCGGAGUCGAUAAGGGUGCAAACUCAGAGGAUCCCCGGAAUAAACACAAGUUUAAAGUUCAUACGUACAGCAGCCCCACCUUCUGCGACCACUGCGGCUCACUGCUGUACGGGCUGGUGCACCAGGGAAUGAAGUGUAACAGCUGUGAGAUGAACAUACACAAACGCUGUGUGAACAACGUGCCCAGCCUGUGUGGUAUGGACCACACUGAGAGGCGAGGUCGAAUUCACCUCAAGUGUGAGAUCCACGCUGACAAUGAGCUUCACGUCACAGUGGGUGAAGCCCGGAAUUUGAUCCCAAUGGAUCCAAAUGGACUCUCAGAUCCCUAUGUGAAGCUCAAGUUGAUCCCAGACCCCAAAGGACAAAGUAAACAAAAGACCCGUACGAUCCGGUCAACCCUCAACCCCAUCUGGAACGAGGCCUUCACCUUCUCCCUGAAGCCAUCAGAUCGGGAACGCCGUCUCCUGGUGGAGGUCUGGGACUGGGACCGGACGUCCCGUAAUGACUUCAUGGGAGCUAUGUCGUUUGGAAUCUCGGAACUAUACAACAUCCCUGUGGAUAGCUGGUUCAAACUGCUGACCCAGGAAGAGGGAGAAUAUUUCAAUGUCCCUGUGGUUUCGGAUUCGGCUGAGGACCAGGCAGAGCUGUGUAAAAAGCUGCAGACGAUGAUCCGCAGGACACGAAAACAAAGUGUGGACACACAGGACAGUGCGCAGACCCAGCCCAUAUCCCCCCGUCCUCAAUAUCAAGGUCCGUCAGUCCCAGACCAGAGGGGAUUUUACUCACCGCCCAUAUCCCCCCGUCCUCAAUAUCAAGGUCCGUCAGUCCCAAACCAGAGGGGAUUGUUGUCACCGCCCAUAUCCCCCCGUCAUCAGGAUCCAUCAGUCCCGAACCUGAGGGGAUUGUUGUCACCGCCCAUAUCCCCCCGUCAUCAGGAUCCAUCAGUCCCGAACCUGAGGGGAUUGUGGUCACCGCCCAUAUCCCCCCGUCCUCAAUAUCAAGGUCCAUCAGUCCCAAACCAGUGUGCAUUGUUCUCACCGAAGGUGAAGUUAACCCCUUCCGCACCAAAGCCUUUCAGUCCAACGAAUUCCAAGGUCUCCAUGAAUCUCGGGAACAGAUUUGGACCCUCGGAUUUCAACUUCCUCAUGGUCCUGGGCAGGGGAAGCUUCGGAAAGGUGCUGCUGGCUGAGCUGAAGGGCUCUGACAGGCUGUUCGCAGUGAAGACGCUGAAGAAAGACGUGAUCAUGCAAGACGAUGAUGUGGAGUGCACGAUGGUGGAGAGAAGGGUGUUGUCCAUGGCUGACCCUCCUCACUUCCUCACCCAGCUCUACUGCUGCUUCCAGACUGUGGACCGGCUAUUCUUCGUGAUGGAGUACGUGAACGGUGGGGACCUGAUGUAUCACAUCCAGACUGUUGGUCGCUUCAAGGAACCACACGCCGUUUUUUAUGCAGCAGAAAUAGCGAUUGGUCUCUUCUACCUCCAUGACCAUGGCAUCAUCUACAGAGAUCUGAAGUUGGACAACGUGCUCCUUGACUCUGAGGGACACAUCAAGAUCGCGGACUUUGGAAUGUGCAAGGAAAACAUUUUUAAUGGGGCUACCACCAGGACCUUCUGUGGAACCCCUGACUACAUCGCCCCAGAGAUUAUAACCUACCAACCCUACGGCAAGUCUGUUGAUUGGUGGUCUUAUGGGGUCUUGCUGUAUGAGAUGCUCGCAGGACAGCCUCCGUUCGAUGGGGAGGACGAGGACGAGUUAUUCCAGUCUGUGCUGGACCGCACCGUGUCGUACCCCAGGAGUCUCUCCCGAGAGGCCGUGUCGAUCUGCAAGGGGCUGAUGACGCGGAACCCUUCCCGUCGGUUGGGCUGCGGAGCGGACGGCCAGCGGGACCUCUGCGAACAUCCGUUCUUUCGGCGGAUCGACUGGGAGCGGCUGCGGAAGCUGGAGGUGCAGCCGCCGUUUAAACCCCGGCCAUCCGGGAGGAAUGGUGAGAACUUUGACAAGUUCUUCACUCGAGGGGCUCCCACUCUGACACCACCCGACCAGCUCCUGCUCCUCAGCCUCGACCAGGAGGAGUUCAGCGGCUUCUCGUUCAUCAACCCAGUCUUCCCAAGCCCCCCCCAGCGCGGACCCCUGCCCCAGGGAGUGUGAGGGUCUAUUGCUCUCUCCUCCACCCAGGGACUCCCUCCCCUCCUCCCCACCCCACUCCUCACCCCAACUGAAGGAUGGAGGGAGCCUCCAUACUGUGUGCACCCCUAUGCUCUUCUCUCUGCCUGCGCUGGUCUGUGAAAACACAUUCAGAUUCAAAUUUCGUUAUCACGCAUACAGUGAAAUGCAUUGUUUGCUUUAAUGACCAGUGUGCCCGGGACAGCCCACAGGCGCAGCCAAUAUAGCUUACCCACAACGCUCGAAAGGACGCCAUAAGCAGCAAGCAUCAAAACGACAGCCCGCUUACACACAGGCAGGCCUCUUCGACUCCCCCCCCCCCCAGGCUCGCUAAUGACGGGACCCCAAACUCCAGGCAUCAAAUCA
This is a messenger RNA of Hypanus sabinus (Atlantic stingray), 2819 nucleotides long. Its product is annotated as protein kinase C alpha type-like. Gene Ontology annotation, biological process: protein phosphorylation. The transcript is spliced from 23 exons. Gene Ontology annotation, molecular function: zinc ion binding; ATP binding; diacylglycerol-dependent serine/threonine kinase activity. NCBI's taxonomy places the organism in Eukaryota, Metazoa, Chordata, Chondrichthyes, Myliobatiformes, Dasyatidae. The coding region runs from base 15 to 2438 and encodes 807 amino acids. The record is from RefSeq and is a predicted model, not a curated record.